This is a messenger RNA of Engraulis encrasicolus (European anchovy), 3664 nucleotides long. It is a transcript of the gene map3k9, whose product is annotated as mitogen-activated protein kinase kinase kinase 9. The record is from RefSeq and is a predicted model, not a curated record. The coding region runs from base 1 to 3429 and encodes 1142 amino acids. Gene Ontology annotation, cellular component: cytoplasm. Lineage: Eukaryota; Metazoa; Chordata; Actinopteri; Clupeiformes; Engraulidae. The transcript has 11 exons. Gene Ontology annotation, biological process: signal transduction; protein phosphorylation. Gene Ontology annotation, molecular function: MAP kinase kinase kinase activity; protein binding; ATP binding.
AUGGCGUCCAUGGAUGCCUUCGGAUCGCCCUUUGAGCCCAGCCGGAGCCCCAAAGGAUGCGCGGCGCCGGUGGGGCACAACACGGGGCUCAAUCCCAUAGCGGAGACCGUCGGCUGGCCGGGGGUCUUCCCAGUGCCUGAGAAUGGCACUGCCGCAGCACCAGCUCCAGCCGUACCCGGGGCCGCCGUCAUCGGCCUGUGGACUGCCGUAUUCGACUACGAUGCAGGUGCAGAGGAUGAGCUCAGUCUGCGCAAAGGGGACUUGGUAGAGGUCCUGUCCAAGGACUCGCUCGUCUCCGGGGAUGAGGGCUGGUGGACGGGCAUGAUUGAGGACCGCGUCGGUGUUUUCCCCUGCAACUAUGUGAGCAGCAGUAAUGGCAUUUCGGAGAAACUCCGGGACGCUACUUCCGAGGAUUACUCCCAGUGUACUGUGCCACCACUUCAAGUGCUGGACAUCGACUUCUCGGAGCUGACGCUGGAGGAGAUCAUCGGCGCGGGCGGCUUCGGCAAGGUCUACCGGGCGCAGUGGCGCGGCAUGGAGGUGGCGGUGAAGGCGGCGCGGCGCGACCCCGACGAGGACGCGGCGGCGACGCUGGAGAGCGUGCGACAGGAGGCGCGGCUCUUCACCAUGCUGCGGCACCCCAACGUCAUGGCCCUGCUGGGCGUCUGCCUCACCGAGCCGCACCUCUGCCUGGUCAUGGAGUACGCGCGCGGCGGGCCCCUGAACCGGGCGCUGGCCGGCAAGCGCAUCCCGCCGCACACGCUGGUGGACUGGGCCGUGCAGGUGGCGCGCGCCAUGCUCUACCUGCACUGCCAGGCGCUGGUGCCCGUCAUACACCGCGACCUCAAGUCCAGCAACAUCCUGAUACUGGAGAAGGUGGAGAACGAGGACCUGAGCAACAAGACGCUGAAGAUCACAGACUUUGGGCUGGCGCGCGAGUGGCACCGCACCACCAAGAUGAGCGCGGCGGGCACCUACGCCUGGAUGGCCCCCGAAGUCAUACGCUCAUCCACCUUCUCUAAAGGCAGCGACGUCUGGAGCUACGGUGUGUUGCUAUGGGAACUGUUGACUGGUGAGGUUCCGUUCCGAGGCAUUGACGGUCUGGCCGUGGCAUAUGGUGUGGCGAUGAACAAGCUGGCACUGCCCAUCCCAUCCACCUGCCCCGAGCCCUUCGCCCGCCUCUUAGAAGACUGCUGGAACCCAGACCCCCACGCACGGCCGGCCUUCCCCACCAUCCUGGACCAGCUGACGGCCAUCGGAGAGUCGGGCUUCUUCGAGAUGCCGGCCGACUCCUUCCACUCGCUUCAGGACGACUGGAAGCUGGAGAUCCAGGAGAUGUUCGACCAGCUCAGAGCCAAAGAGAAGGAGCUGCGCUCGUGGGAGGAGGAGUUGAGCCGGGCGGCACUGGCGCAGAAGUGUCAGGAGGAGGCGCUGCGGCGUCGCGAGCAGGAGCUGGCGGAGCGGGAGAUCCACAUCCUGGAGCGCGAGCUGCACGUCAUCAUCAGCCAGCUGUACCAGGAGCAGCAGCGGCCGCGCGUCGAGCAGCGACACGGAAAGUUCCGCCGCAGCCGCCUCAAGCUGCGCACCGGGGACGGCAACCGCAUCAGCCUGCCCUCAGAUUUCCAGCAUAAGAUCACUGUUCAGGCAUCCCCCACUGUGGAUCGGAGGCGGAGCAUCUUGGGCAGCAACUCAACCCCCCCAACCAGCCCCCCCAUCCUGCCUCGCCUCAGAGCCAUACAGCUGACCCCAGGCGACAGCAACAAGGUGUGGGGACGCAACGCAGCCCUCAUACAGGAGGAGGAGGAGGAGGAGGAGAGGAAGGGAUCCAGAAAGAAGGGACGCACGCGUGGCUCCGGACCCCUCCGGGAACACAGCGCUGACGAGAGUACCAAGACUCAGAAGGAGGUGGGUGGCAGCAGGCAGAGGUCGUGUAGUGCCCCAAACCUGCGCCGCUCCCCGCGCCACAGCCCAGCCGUGCCAGGGGUACCCAGCCUGGCAGAGACAGAAAACGAAGACUGCUGCUUCCUCAACGACUCCCCCGGGGCUGGUACGUCUCCCAGCCAGACCUACCUCUGCAUCCCGUUCCACCGCGACAACUCCACUACCAUGGCAACCGCCUCCUCCGAGGGCCACGGAACCGGAAGCUCAGACCUGGGGGUGUGCAGCCCCGUGCGGGAGGGGGUAACCUGCUCCUCCGUUUCGUCCUCCUCAGGGGGCCGCCACCCCAGCCCCGGUGUGGGCCGCCGCUCGGACCUCAUGCUGCUGGGCUGUGGGGCCAUCCUGGCCGCCGUGGGCCUGGGCUUCAACCUGCUGGAUCUCUGCUCCACACCCAGCGCCGGGCCCUCGCAGGCCCCCGGGGAGGGCGCUGCCACUGGGGGAGGGAAGGCUCGCUGGGAGGGUCUAUUUCACCGCGGUGGUGGAGGUGGUGGAGGAGGAGGCAACCGGCGGAGCACGAGUCCCCCCACCCGCAAGCUCUUCAAGCGGGAGAGUCCCUUACGUAGCGUCGCUACUCCGCCGCCACCUCCACCUCCGCUGGCCGCCAUCCCUCCGUCCCUCACGCUCCUCUCCCUCUCCUCCGUGUCGGACUGCAACUCUACACGCUCCCUCCUGCGCUCGGACAGUGAGGAGCUGCUGGUGUAUCGGCCGGCGACCCCACCUGCACCUCCUCCGACGCUGCCUCCUCCCAAGCUUCCACCUCCGCGCUCCCCACCAGCUGCCCCCUCCCCUCCUGCCCCACCGAUGGUGCUCUCGCCACCUGCCCUCACCAGCCCCCCGCCUCUCAACCCGCUGGUCAACACGCACCUGGAGAGCUUCAAGAAGAACCCACGCCAGUCACUGACGCCCACGCAUGUGCCUGUGAGCGUGCACGCCACCCGCGGGCUGCACCGGACUCCCUCCGAUGGGGCGCUCAAGAAGAGGUGCCCACCCUCUUCAGCUGCCAACAACAACAACGGCUUCCAUGCAGCACAGGGGAAGGCUGAUAAUGCAGUGUUCGGUGGCCAGUGGUGCAUGAGAGAGGACAUGUCGGAGGUGCCUCGGUUGCCUGACCCCAACCUUGUCUACCCCCCUACCCCCCGUCGUCGUUGCCAACCAGAACGGCCCAAGACGCUCGAUUUCCUGGUUAGGCCCCGCCCCUCCCCACGGAUUCGCAGCGAGGUGCCGCCGUGGGGCGACUCUCCUGGCGGGGGGAGGUGCCGGGGAGACUCUCCAAGCCACACCUCCAGCACAGAGACCCCGCCCACCGUGGAGUUUGAAGACCCCGUCCACCGUGGAGUUCCUCCAACCCCUGGCUCUCCAUGGGUGAAUGACAGCCUGCUGGACCAACGGGACGAGGGCCAGUGCCGGGAUGGGACCAUCCCACUCUGUAGACCAGAGAAGUCAUUGGCUAGAGACUCACCGUACCGUGUACGGCCAGGCUUCUGGUCAUAACUGUUCUUCACUAGGAACCUGAUUAAAUAAGUACUGCUUAAAGAAUUCUGUAUCACGGAGCACGUUUAGAUCUUUCUAGUCCAGAAGAGGAGUACUAGAGAGAGAGAGAGACGGACAGACAAAGAGAAAGAUAGAAUCACCAUUUUGAAUGCAACCCUCCACUGAAAGUAUUUCUUAUGCCUUUAAAUCUGUUGGGAUGGACUGACCAAGAAACAGGUGUUUCUUUUUUGUUGUU